ACUUUUCAAGGUUGCUAUGACUGCAUUAUUUAAAUCCGGUUUUUCGCCGAUGCACCGGUUACGUUUCCUUCCGUGCUCCUCCAGUUGCUCUCAUGUGCUCACUUGACAAAGCUGUGUCGCUCACCCCCGCGGAACGAAGGGAACGACUAGAGAAAAUAAAAGCAGCUAUCAUAUGUAUCCCAGAUUUCCCCACACCUGGCGUUCUCUUCAGGGACAUCUUCUGUCUGUUCCGGGAUCCUGAGCUGAUGAUCUACAUGGUUACAGAACUUAAACAAGUGGCGCAGGAAUGUGUCAGCCCAGAUAUGAAGAUCAACGCUGUGGUUGGUCCAGAUGCUCGCGGCUUCCUGGUUGGUCCUCUCUUAGCUAUGCACCUGCAUUGCGCCUUUGUGCCGGCUCGAAAAGCAGGAAAGCUUCCUGGAGAAUGUCGUUCCGUUACAUAUAACUUGGAAUAUGGUACUGCCACGAUGGAAAUUCAGAAGGAUGCAAUCAAGCCAAACGAUCAUGUGUUGCUCAUUGAUGAUGUUCUGGCCACUGGAGGCAGCUUGAAGGCAUGCGUGGAGCUUAUACGAGAAAGCGGUGCUUUUGCAGAAGCUGCAAUCGCUCUGGUCGAACUCGAUGAUCUGAAUGGCCGUGCCAAAUUGGAGUCUGUGCAGAUUCCCGUGCAUUCACUGAUUCAUUAUUAACACUUCUUCGAGCAAUGUUCCUCGAACUCAGUGGUCUUUUGAUUUUUUUGUACACCCACGUUGCCUUAUGCACUUUUGUCCAAUUGUUGUUGUGGAAAACAACCUUUCGGUUCCUUUUGCGAUUCCCCGCUAAUGCCACUAAUUUCUGAGCACUUCUGUGAACAUUAUUUCUACGACCGCCGGCACCACACGGUGGAUUACAAUCUUCUUCCACUUAGUUAAUCUAAACAUACUUUUUCUUGUCCGGUAAGAUCUCCCUUCAAACCCCCCGAAACUUGCUCAUUCAUUCUGUACGAGAAAAGUCGAUGAUCUUAUGUAAGUGCACCCAAUUUGUUUCGCACAGCAACAUUACGUGGCCAGUCAUUCAACCAAAGGGCCUUUCCCCCUCAAUCUUUUUGCUGUACCACGUACUCAGAUACUCCUUAACUUUUGCAGUAGCAAGCCGUUAGCACCAAUUUUAAUUUGUUUUAAAGAUUUUCUCAGUCUGCUUUUCUCCACAGUGCAUAAGGGUUUUGUGAAUUUGAUUCUGUUUGGAGCAUCAGUUCACCGGGGCAUAUUCUCCUUCGGUGAGUCUGUCACUAUCCUAACAUCCUGCACCAACAUCUUCUAAAUCAAUCAUUCUAAGUUAAAAGAACCGGUGAAAACCCACCACGUUUCACACAAAUACACGGACGCGUGGUUUG
This is a messenger RNA of Dicrocoelium dendriticum, 1366 nucleotides long. The record is from the annotation of a GenBank genome assembly. Lineage: Eukaryota; Metazoa; Platyhelminthes; Trematoda; Plagiorchiida; Dicrocoeliidae.